Syngnathus typhle (broad-nosed pipefish) is the source of this 8419-nucleotide messenger RNA. RefSeq names its product FERM and PDZ domain-containing protein 1 (gene frmpd1a). The transcript has 16 exons. The coding region runs from base 410 to 6538 and encodes 2042 amino acids. Gene Ontology annotation, cellular component: cytoskeleton. NCBI's taxonomy places the organism in Eukaryota, Metazoa, Chordata, Actinopteri, Syngnathiformes, Syngnathidae. The record is from RefSeq and is a predicted model, not a curated record. Gene Ontology annotation, molecular function: protein binding.
GAGAGAGAGAGAGAGAGAGAGAGAGAUUGUGUAGCGUGCAUGUGCGGCGCGUCUCACCUUUCAGUAUCGCGCGCGCUCCCCAGCUUUGGAUAACGUGCGUCAUUUGCAUUAACAUGGAGGGCUGCAUCCGCUGAGAAUCAGUGUUGUAGUUUUUGUUAUUUUUUUUAUUUGUCUUUAUUUUGUGGACGCUUUAAUUCCACGUCCGGGACAGUGUGAACUCCGCCCCGCCAGCACCUCCACCCCCAAACCUCUCUGGAGGGGAUUAGAAACACAAACCUGCUCGGUGAUGAAGGCUGGUCCUCUUCAACAUAAUGAUGGAUGAAGAAGUAGGAUGGGACUUUAAGUGGCGCCCACGUGGAGCCCUGACACAAAGGGCUGAGAGCAGCAAACUUGACCUCUUCUCAGGUAAAUGGAAGUGCAAGACAGGAGUCGCUCCCCUUCCCGCAAGACCAGCAGGGUGGAGCAGGUGGUGGGCAGAUUGCUGAGACGUUCACGGGAGUUGGGCAGCAGGUCUCAUUCGUUGGGCAGAGACAGAGUUGCAAUAGAUGGGAGGCCAGGAGAGUCCUCUGGCACAGAGGAGCGGAACUAUCCCUUUCGCUUGAAUGUUUUGAUCCAGCGGGACUCAAAGCUCAAAUCCCAUGGCCUCACACUUUCUUCCCAGACACCUAUCGUGGUUCAAGAAGUCACCCAAGGUGGUCCUGGAGAUGGCCGUCUUGUCCCUGGCGACCAGCUUGUGAAGAUCAAUAAUGUUGUUGUCGAUGACCUGACACCGGAGCAAGCAGCUGAAAUCAUCAGAGAGUGUCAAGAGUCAUUGUCUCUGACUAUACUCAGAACAAUGUUGGGCCCUAAGUCAUCAUUUAUCACGCCUGAGAAGAGGGCCAAGCUCAAGUCCAAUCCUGUAAAAGUUCGCUUUGCUGAGGAGGUGGAGUUCAAUGGGCACGCUCAGGGCAACUCACUGCUAUUCCUGCCUAAUGUUCUGAAGGUAUAUCUGGAGAAUGGGCAAACCAAGGCUUUUAAAUUCGAGCCCAGCACAACAGUCAAGGAUAUUGUGAUGACGCUGAAGGAAAAACUUUCUCUGAGAAAUAUUGAACAUUUCUCCCUGAUGCUCGAGCAGCUGUACAGUGUCACUAAACUCCUUCUGCUACACGAUGAAGAGAAGAUACAGCAGGUGGUCCAGAAGAAGGAGUCCCGUGACUACAGAUGUCUAUUCCGUGUUUGUUUCAUCCCAAAACUAUCUGAGACUCUGCUACAAGAUGAUCCGUCUGCCUUUGAGUAUCUUUACUUGCAGGGAGUGAAUGAUGUCCUGCAAGAGCGUUUCGCAGUGGAAAUGAGGUGUAACACGGCUCUACGACUUGCCGCACUGCAAAUUCAGGAGAGAUUGGCGAGCUAUGGACUGUCCCCAAAGACCAGCCUGAAGAUAGUCACUAAAACGUGGGGUAUUGACAACUUUGUUUCAUCUACAUUGCUGAGAAACAUGCGAGAGAAAGAUUUGAUGAAGGCCAUUAGCUUCCAGCUGAAGAAGAGCCAAUCACAACACGAAUCCAAACAAAAGGGCCUGACAGUCAAUCAAGCGCGCAUCAAUUAUCUGGAAGAACUAAGUGAUCUCAAGUCUUAUGGCGGGAAAACCUUUAGUGCAACUAUGAUGCUCCAGGACAGAGAGUCCACAGUUACACUGUUGGUGGGCGCCCGUUAUGGAGUGAGUCAGGUGAUCAACCACAAACUGAGCAUCCUUUCCAACCUCACAGAGUUUAACAACAUCACACGCCUCGAGCUUGUUCCCGAGUCUGAAAAGGUCGGCUUGGUUAAAAUAUACCUGCAGGACAUUAUGCCGAUCACACUACUACUGGAGACAGCUGCAGCGAAAGAUAUGUCAUGCCUAAUAGCAGGAUACUGUCGAGUAUUCGUUGACCCCAAUGUCAACAUCUUUCCCUGGAUGGACGUCCUAAAAAAACACAGAGUGUCUGCUGAAGAGGGUUAUGUUUCACGUUGUGGUAGCGACUCGGACCACUCGUCCGACUUAGACAUGGAGCCGCCUGUCACCCAUCCGUCUUUCAAUGCCAAACGCCGCCCACGUGUCAGAUCCUCUUCAGAGCCAGAGGCAAGGAAAAGGCACGUCAGGAGAAACAAGCAUGACAGUGAAUGUAGAAAUAAAUCGUCAGACAAAAGGGAAAAAGACAAGAAUGAUGCUGAUACAAAAACAGAAAAUCAUCUAUCUGAGUAUGAGAAUGAGUGUAACAAACUGCUCAAGGAGAAAGCAGCUCAAAAUGUUGGACAACCAGAAAUGGAUUAUAGGAAACUUGAAAAUGAGCCACAGGAAUCUAGGUUGGGAAGUGGAAUACCAGAGGACCAACCAUCACAAUCAGAUUCAUGUCAUACUGACUCUCGUGUUGUUACCAGCCCUUCCAGUGAUUCUCUCGACCUCCUCGAGGAAGAUGACUUGAUUUCAUGCUCCUCUUCCUCUUUGCUUCCAAUUGUGUCAACACAAAAUCAUGCUCAAAUUGAUUCACCCCUUGAAAUUCAUCCCUAUGCUCCCCCACACUCUGAAGCCAACUCACUGGUUCCUCCACCUGCUCAUUCCCAUCCUCUUCUUCACUUGACAUCCUACAAUAGUGAUGAAGGGGACAACAGAAGGCCUGAUGACCUAGUUGAUGCCCAACAUUUGAAAGCUGCCCCCAUCUCACUUGACAUACACCUUACCAAUCAGUCCACCAGCUCUUACACUGAAGAGGACAGGAUAUGUUUCGCUGAGCUCUCUCGUCUUGUGGACUUCCUGCCGAGCCCUCCGGAAGCCAGUGACGAGGAAGAGGCUGAAGAGAAGAGCUUGAGGAAAAGGAAAAAUAUGGUGAUUGACAACAAAAUUUGUGAAGGUUAUGUUUCCAAACAAACAGGCAGGAAGAGCAGUAUUAAGGGACACCCACAGUCCCCGUCCUUGUCCUCAGCCUCUUCCCACUCAGAUUUUGUGUUUAACUUUGACCAGAGAGAUGCCAGCUGCUACUACAAACUCUGCUCCAACAUCACCCCUGACAGUGCUCGUAGCCUUUCCCAGCCUGUGAAUGAUACUCAGAAAGGAGAAAGAGAGAAGAGGGUGGAAGAGCAGCGUCAAGUUAACGAACAUGAGUCAGCUCCAGUCCUACAGCCACCACCCGGCUUUGGAGACAGCAGCUCCGAUGAGGAGUUCUUUGACGCCAGAGAUGGCUUCACGUCACCUGAUGACCCAACGUCAGGCAUGGAGCUAAAAGAUAAUAGCACUGAGAUGAAGUUGGAUUCUGUAAGCUCACUCGACCUGAGUGACAUCAGUGUCUCUAUGGCAGAUACAAAGACUGAUGAAAAAUCAGAGGAGGAGCAAAAACAAGACAAGAAAGGAAGUGGCAAGAAAACAUUGUAUGACCUGAGAAAAAGACACCGAAAGCGUCGUUCCUUCAUGGAAACCGAUUAUACCUCCAGGGUGUCGUAUCCAGAACCCCGCCCAACAUCGAUGCACGACCAGGCCCAUUCCACUCUCAGUAGCAACUUUGUGACCGAAAGUAGCAAUGCCCACAGACUGAGUUCUGAGCCUCAACCUUUAGAACAAACUGAUAAUCCAAGUUCUUCUGUACUGUACUCCAUGACUUAUUCUGAAGGGGAACCAGCACAGCUUGAGUCAAAACCCAUUCCCUCUUAUAGUGGAACCAAUGAGCAAACAAGUGACCUCCUGGAGUCAGGCACCAGGAACAGGAAACAAGAAAUGGAGAUGGAACCUGAUGCGAUGGAAUCAAAAUCUGUCAUAGAUCACAUUAAAAUAGUCGCCCCUUCCAUCACUGUUGUGCGAUGUCGGUUGGAUCCAGAAGCGAAGGAAAGUGCUGACUGUAGAGAUGAGAGACCAGAGACUGUAAAAGAUCAGGAGGAGGACGGAGAGAAAAAAACUGAGGAAGAAGAACAAUGUGUGACAGGGAAUGGCCCAUCCACUUCAGAUAAGCUCUUGUCGAAGGUUACUGAGAACCAAGACAAUUCAAAUGGUCCAAUGAACUGCAGUGAGGUCAAACCUUUCAUCAUGACUACAUGGCUGACAGAGUUGAAUGACAAAAGUGUUCACCCGAUUGCCCAUGUUCAAAAUUCACAUGCAGAGGAUGAUGGUACGCUUUUAUCAUUUUGCCCCCCACCACCUCCACCCCCAUCCCCUCUGCCCCCAAUGCCACUUUGUCACAAUUCCCAAAGUGGUUCCUUACCUAAAGAAUGCCCAGAAAGCCAGACCGAAACAUCUUCAUCCAACUCCGAGGAGAAACAAAAAGUCAACAGCUCACAGUUACAUUUAAAAAUUACACCAAGUGAAGAUGAACCUACUGAUAUGAUUACAGUAGCUAUGACUGCUUACGAUGAAGUCACUGACAGCAUGAAUUCUGAUGUUUUUGAUGAUAAUAACUUGUCAACUGCUUAUAUUGGUAACAAUGUUGACAAACAUGAUUGGACAACAGCUAUAACUUGCACCAUGGGUGUCGAUUCACCUACAGGCAAGGAUCAAUCUGAGAUUACUAUUCAAUGUCGCAACAAUUCAACCAUUUCCACCCAUAUGAAAAGUAAUGAAUACACUCACACUAUAAACUCCAUCACAACUAAACUCGGAGUUGCAACAAGUGUCAUCAAUCCUACAAUUAAUUCAGGGACUGGAUUAAAACCUGAUAUUUCAAAUGCUUUAUGCAUGGCUGAAACUAAUAGAGAAGAAUACACUUCUCCAAGUGUUGAUUCUAGCUCACUUCAAGCUAACACUGCCGUGGCCCAUGAUCCACCCAAAGAGCCAAUUCUGCCAACUCACUUCAUCUUCCAAUCCUGUUCCCCCAGCAUUAUGGGCCGUUUGUCUGCCUCCACCCUUCGAGGGAAGAUUCAAAUGUUACCUCUUUAUUUGUCACGUUCCCAAGAGACCCUUAACCAAGUUGGGUUGGAAAAUGAAGCCCAAAGUCCGAUUAGGGACGGUGAGGGCAACUUUCAUAUUUCACAUACUGUAAAUAACAUUCAUGAUGUCAAAGAAGUUAAAGAGACAACAACGGAGGAAAUGGAGUCAGAUGAUUCAGAUACAACUGUUACAGGAUCAGAGGUUGAGUGUGAGUUCUUUGUUGAAACAGCCUCAGCCAAUAACUCGACUGUAGAACUAAAGGAAACACCAGCCAAGGACUUAGUAGAUCACGAAACAGCAUCCUUACCUGUCCAGGUUGAACCUGAACCACAACAUAAAAAUAUAUUUCUCCCUGAAAUAUACGAGGAUACUCUGAAUCCAAUAACAGAGCCUCCAGUUUCCGCGUUGAGUAGCCUCCGAAGAGAUUUUAAUGUGGACACUCCUGGUCCUAUAAUUGUACCUCCAGAAUCAAAGAUGAGAGAUACAAAGCCUGAUGAAAGCAUACCAGGACAACAAGUAAGCACUCGCUCAACCCGCAGCCCUCCUUCGAUUGUGGUGACAACACAAAAUCUAAAUGGGCCGUGUCUGCAUUUUCAUAGUCAGUCACAAAUUGCGCAAAGGACCAGCAGUGACAGGCCCUUGAUGGGUCUUUGUAGGUCAGCAGAUCAGACAACAGACUCAUUGCACCCACUUUCUUCAGGCUGCAAGGUUUUUACCUUCUGGGAGGAUCCAUCCCAAGUAGGGGAGGAAGGGUCUACUCCAAACUUGAAACCCGAGAUUGGGUGCACAUCUGUGCUGACGUCCAGGUGUGAGUCACUAGUUGAAGGAUUAAAUACGGAUGCUUGCGGUUGCCCAGCAGUCUACACCAACUGCUUCAGCAGAGAGGGCAGUUUUGAUGAGGACUUGACCGUCUAUGAGUUCUCUUGCCAAGGCAGUGGCGAAACGCAAAAUUCAAGAUUACCUCUUCCACUCAUGACCGAUCCUCCAACAUCAUCUCUUCUUACAUCUUCUUCCAUAAACCCUCCCUACUAUCCACACAUUCUACCGUCCUCAGCAACGUCUGAGCUCAGUCCCCUCCUCUCACCUCUAUCUGAUGCAGAGUAUCUUCAUACUCAAACCCAAAAAGACACCAUUAAUCGCCUUAGAAAGCAACGUUACCCAGAAGCGCCCGCUGGCUUCCAAGUUUUACGUGCGGAUGUAGAUCAGCUCCUGUCUGUCCUGGAGAAUAGCAGUGCUGAUCGAUCUGUAGUUGGUCGAGGAGGUUUUCACCCUAGGGAAACGUGCGCUUCCCACUUUACGGAGAACAAGCAAAUGCUCCAAACUGAGGCAAGGCGGUUGACAACAUACUGCCAAGAAGUGGUUGUCAUUGGCCAGAGUCCAGAGAAAAUGCUCAACGCUCUGGCUGAUAGUUUCCGGACCCUGGUGGAGUUGGCUGGCGCAUGCAUAUGGUUUUCUAGUUGUGACAGGUGUAAACAAAGGAAUGCAGAAGCAGUUGCUGGUCUGCAGGACGUGGCCCGCUCAUUCAGGGACUUUUGUCUGGCAGCAGAGCGAGCCGGCAGAAAGCAUAGCUGCCAUGACCUGAGCACCAAGCUGCUAGCCAAACAGUGCACUGCACUCACUGCAUCUGUCUUCUGCCUCACUCAAAUCUUCCGUACUCUCACUGCACUGUGAGGCGGUAGGUAACAACCCGUGGUGCGAAACCUCAGCUGGCAUGGUUAUGGGUGGAAUGGUGAUGUGCAUGUUUUUACUGACUGUAUGAUGUGCACAACCCCAAAGGUUUGCCAGUAACCCACCUGCACUCUGCCUAAGCAAAUCUGCUUGCGUUACAGUGUAGAUUUGUACUAGAAUGUAUGUGUCAUUACGUUUAUCAAAUAAUUUCCCUGAUUAAUGCUACGAAAGUGUUUUAAGCAAGGAAUGUUUAGCACAGGUGUCAAACUCAGAUUGACCCACCACAUCAUUUUAUGUGGUUAAAAUACCAAAAUUGCAAAUUGUCUUCAAUUGUAAUCAUGUUAAGAUAUUGCAAUUUUUAUUUUUUUACCAGUUAAUCGUGUAAGUGUGAAUAGUUGUUUGUUUAUAUGUGCCCAGCGAUUGACUGGCAACCCGUUCAUGGUCAGCUGGGAUAGGCUCCUGCGUGCCUGCGACCCUCAUGAGUAAAAGCAGUUAAGAAAACGGAUAAAUGGAUAAUGUCCCUGGAUUCUGAUUUUAAAAACUAGUUAUCCAUUAGUUUAUUGUGUAUACGUAAUAAUAUGUUGUAAUCAAAAUGUUUAAUCUUCCUCCCAAGCUAUGAUGUGGUCCAUGAUAAAAAGUCUACCACACUGAUAAAGUGUAAGAACAUACUGUAUUUGUAAUUGUUUACAUACUUAGAUUUACUCGUUGGAGUUUUGGGUUGCUGUAGUGGUGGGCCUUUUACUUUUACUCUAAGAGCCAAAAAAAUUCAACAGUGUUAAAAAAACAAAUACAACACCAAAUGCUUCACAAAAUGUAUACGCAUACUACACAUUUUUGGAUGUUUUUACGUUGGCCAUAAUAUUUUGUUCAAUCUUAGAAUUUAAAACUUAGGGCCAAAAUAUUCAUAAAAAGGUGUGUACUGCAAGUUACAGGUAGUAUGUGUUUCCAUUUAGGGCUUUCGGUAAGACAUUUCUAGAAUGUUAUUGUUUACAAAACCAAAAACAGUGAAAUGUGCUUCUGUGAAAUUACUACACAGAUUAAGCCUACCAGUAUUUGUUUUGUGAUUUUUUUAACCAUUUUGCAAAAUGACUGCAUUAAUGAUUAACCUACUAUCAAAGUGAGGUUGUACAUUUAUUUAAAUGAUCUCUAAUUUAAUUGGUAUGACUUUGGAAAGAUUAAUAUCAUCAGUUAAGUAGUGGUUGCUUUUGCUACCUCCAGUUGAAAAUAAUGAUCUUGACUGUCAUGUUAGUCAACCAAUUUUUGAUUAAAAUUGAUAGCACUUUAGUGUGGGGGCCGAAGGAAUGACUAUUUGCUCAUUUUAACAACAAUGUCAUUAACACUAAGUGCAUUUGUAGGAUUGAUUUCCUAGUAUGGCAACAACUCUUGGCAACCUCGUGGACUGAAAAUAGUCAAUCGUUGAGCCCAAAUAGAGCAAGCAGUGACUAUUAAUUGUAUGCUUUUGCAAUAUUUAAUUAACAAAGAGCUCAAGGGGUUCAGAGAACACCAGUCACACUAUUCAGCCACUGGCUGUUUUGUGAUCUUGUGAUCUUAUUUAUUUGUCACAAAAUUGUAUGCAAAUUUGACUGGAGCAUGCCUAAAGAAUGUCUCAGCGCAGAGGGACUGGGAACAUAAUUGUAUACAAUGGCUCUUGUACCUGAAUACUGUAUUUCUAUAACUCCACUGUAAUAUAAUAGAGUCUGACUGAAACUGUUACUUUCAUAUUAAAGACAAAGUUUUUAUUGCUAUCAUAUGUGCUCCAGAAGCAUGCAGUUAAGCCAUACUAUGCGUCAUUGUAUCAGGGAUUGUGUCUGAAUGGCUGAAUGAUAAUUUAUUGCCCUUGCUUUGUACUGCUCUAUUGUACUAUUAAAAUUACAUUCAGAUGUU